AUGUCCCUCGCUCUCAAAACAGCAGCUUCCCAUGCUGGUCGAAGAACAGCAUUUUCUUCCCAACUUCGCCUGACGGCCUGCCGCUCCCUACACACCUCGAAGCCUGUCAGACAGGCUGAACCACAACAGUAUUCCACACCCACGCCAACGGCGACAGAGCCCAUAACCUCUUUUGCCAAGCAGGGCUCUAUGCAACUGAGUCUGGAGACACCGCAGAAUAAAGCUGAAUAUGUUCUGUCGACGCUGGAUAAAGUUAGCAACUGGGCAAGGCAGGGGUCUAUGUGGCCUAUGACGUUCGGACUUGCCUGCUGUGCAGUGGAGAUGAUGCACAUGGCUGCUGCGCGCUAUGACCAGGACAGACUUGGUGUCGUUUUCCGAGCUAGUCCUCGGCAGAGCGAUAUUAUGAUUGUCGCUGGAACACUAACCAACAAGAUGGCUCCUGCUCUACGAAAGGUGUACGACCAAAUGCCCGAACCCCGUUGGGUUAUCUCCAUGGGUUCUUGUGCCAAUGGCGGCGGUUACUACCACUACUCGUAUUCUGUCGUCCGUGGAUGUGAUCGGAUCGUUCCGGUGGAUAUUUACGUGCCUGGGUGCCCCCCAACAGCGGAAGCGCUUCUGUAUGGAAUGCUUCAGCUGCAACGGAAGAUGAGGCGAAGCCGGAAAGGAGUCCUUUGGUACCGUAAGUAA
This is a messenger RNA of Cyclocybe aegerita, 687 nucleotides long. Lineage: Eukaryota; Fungi; Basidiomycota; Agaricomycetes; Agaricales; Hemipholiotaceae. The record is from the annotation of a GenBank genome assembly.